AUGAUUAAGUUCAGUAGCAAUGGCCAAAGUAGACAUAUAAAAUAUAAUUUGUCUAGCACUAUAGUCGUAGCAGGUGUUUUCCUCCUAGUACGAUUUUACCCAAUCCUUGACACUGAGACGACAAAAACCCUUAUACUAUGUCUUGGCUCCCUCACUACCCUCUUCACUGCUAUCUGUGCCCUGACACAAAAUGACAUUAAAAAAAUUAUCGCAUUCUCAACAUCCAGUCAACUAGGCCUCAUAGUCAUUACCCUAGGCAUUGGCCACCCCUACUUAGCCUUCCUUCACAUCUGCAUCCACGCCUUCUUCAAAGCCAUACUUUUUCUUUGCUCUGGAUCUAUUAUUCAUAACCUUAAUGAUGAACAAGACAUUCGAAAAAUAGGAGGCCUAGCCAAAGCCAUACCCUUCACAUCUACAGCCCUAACAAUUGGAAGCCUAGCCCUGGUAGGAACUCCAUUCCUUACCGGCUUCUAUUCAAAAGACCUAAUCAUUGAAAGCAUGAACACGUCUUAUACAAACGCCUGAGCCCUAAUCAUUACACUCAUUGCUACCUCAAUAACGGCGAUAUAUAGCCUACGAAUUAUCUUUUUCGCUUUUAUGGGCAACCCACGAUUCCUCCCUGUAGUACUAAUCAGUGAAUCCACCCCCACUAUAAUCAACCCCAUUAAACGCCUAGCAGCCGGAAGUAUCUUCGCUGGCUAUCUAAUAACUAACCUCAUUCCACCCUUGACGACCCAACAAAUAACCAUACCAACCAGCCUCAAAAUAGCUGCGCUUGUAGUAACAAUUUCAGGCCUCGCCCUAGCCCUAGAAUUGAAUAACCUUACACUGAAUUUCACCAUAAAACUCUCUAACAUCUCCCACAACUUUUCUAAUCAACUGGGCUUCUACCCAACUAUUAUUCACCGCCUACUCCCGCUUAAGAAUCUCUCAACUAGCCAAAAAAUGGCAUUCAAGUCCCUAGACCUAGUCUGACUCGAAUAUUCACUACCCAAACUCCUCUCAUACUUCAACUCUCUAGCCUCAUCCACUACCUCAGAUCAAAAAGGGAUAGUAAAACUUUACUUCCUAUCUUUCCUCCUCACACUACCUCUACCACUAGCUAUAACCUUGUUUUAACCCCCACGCACAAUAUCAAUAACAAUAAAAAUGCUAACAAACAACGUUCACCCAGCCACCACCAUUAACCAUCACCCAUAAUCAUAAAUCGCAGAAACCCCAGCCAUAUCCUCCCCUAUAUAACCCCCAUGCUCAUUAUCUAGCACCACCCAAUCCCCCAUAUCAUCGAACCCAACAAUCACUUUAACAUCAUAAGAACUUGCUAAUCAAACAAAACCCAUCAUCUCAACUAUUAAGCCAAAUAUAAAUAUCACACUAACCACUCAAUUAGAAGCCCAAGUCUCAGGAUAAUCCUCGGCCGCCAUAGCAGUAGUGUACCCAAACACAACCAUUAUACCACCUAAAUAAAUUAAAAACACUAUUAACCCUAAAUAAGACCCCCCAUACUCUAAAAUCAAACCACAGCCCAACCCCCCUCCCACAAUUAACCCCAACCCCCCAUAAAUAGGAGAUGGUUUAGUUGCAAAAGCAAUAAAACACAACACAAACAAUGAACUCAACAAGAAAACUGAUAAAGUCAUUAUUUUUGCAUGGACUCCCCAUGACCUAUGACAUGAAAAAUCAUCGUUGUAUAUUCAACUACAAAAACCAUAUGACCAACAUCCGUAAGACUCACCCACUUAUAAAAAUCGUUAACGAAUCAUUCAUCGAUUUACCCACCCCAUCUAAUAUCUCAGCAUGAUGAAACUUCGGCUCUCUACUAGGCAUGUGCCUAAUUAUCCAAAUUGCCACAGGGCUAUUCCUAGCCAUACACUACACAUCCGACACCACAACUGCCUUCUCAUCCGUUGCUCACAUCUGCCGAGAUGUAAAUUACGGCUGACUAAUCCGCUACCUCCACGCCAACGGCGCCUCAAUAUUCUUUAUCUGCCUAUUUCUACACGUAGGCCGAGGCCUCUACUAUGGAUCCUACACAUUUAUUGAAACAUGAAACAUUGGAAUCCUCCUUCUAUUUGCAGUUAUAGCUACAGCCUUUAUGGGCUAUGUUCUUCCAUGAGGCCAAAUAUCUUUCUGAGGAGCCACAGUCAUUACAAACCUUCUAUCAGCUAUCCCUUACAUCGGAACUACCCUAGUAGAAUGAAUCUGAGGCGGAUUCUCAGUAGACAAAGCUACACUAACCCGAUUUUUCGCCUUUCAUUUCAUCCUUCCAUUUAUCGUUGCAGCUCUGGCAGUAGUUCACCUUUUAUUCUUACAUGAAACCGGUUCCAAUAACCCAAUUGGACUAAACUCUGAAGCAGAUAAAAUCCCCUUCCACCCUUACUAUACAAUCAAAGACGCCCUAGGUUUUCUCCUAAUAUUCCUAGUUCUCCUCUCCUUAGUCCUUUUCUGCCCAGACAUACUGGGAGACCCUGACAAUUAUAUACCCGCAAACCCACUUAAUACACCACCCCAUAUUAAACCUGAAUGAUAUUUCCUAUUUGCCUACGCUAUUCUACGAUCAAUCCCCAACAAACUUGGCGGUGUAGUAGCCCUAGUCCUAUCUAUCCUAAUCCUAGCCAUUGUCCCCUUCCUCCACAACUCAAAACAACGCAGCAUAAUCUUCCGACCUAUCAGUCAAUGUAUAUACUGACUUCUCGUAGCAGACCUCCUUACACUUACCUGAAUUGGAGGCCAACCAGUCGAACACCCAUUCAUCAUCAUUGGCCAAAUCGCAUCUAUCCUGUACUUCACAAUUAUCCUAGUCCUUAUGCCCCUAUCAAGUAUACUAGAAAAUAAAAUCCUAAAAUGAAGAAACU
Messenger RNA from Jaculus jaculus (lesser Egyptian jerboa), 2855 nucleotides. RefSeq names its product NADH-ubiquinone oxidoreductase chain 5-like. Gene Ontology annotation, molecular function: NADH dehydrogenase (ubiquinone) activity. The transcript has a single exon. NCBI's taxonomy places the organism in Eukaryota, Metazoa, Chordata, Mammalia, Rodentia, Dipodidae. The record is from RefSeq and is a predicted model, not a curated record. Gene Ontology annotation, biological process: ATP synthesis coupled electron transport; electron transport coupled proton transport.